AUGACGUCUCACUGGGAGUUGCAGGAUGCAGAUGCGACCACCGAGGAUAGUGAUGAUGAUGAUUUGGGGUACCCGAGGACCGCCAAAGUAGCCGCAAAGCGGCGUAGUCCCGCGCCGCUUCCUAGCGAUAGGCCUUCAAAACGCACUAAGGCUUCGCGAGUAUCUCCGGUAACACCUAGCAGGGAAGAUACAGUCGACUUGUCCAAUAUUCCAAGCGAACAGAGUGACCACGAAUUUAACAAUGGCGAAGCAGUGUACAAGGAGUUUAAGAACCGUAAGACUGUCCAGCGAAGGAAGUCAGCUGCACAGAUGCGCAAAACGCGAAAGGUUCAAAAGGUUCAACGGGACUCUAUUGUUGGUCGUCGUCCGCGUGGAGUUGAAAGCCGCAGGCCGGUACGUCUACCGCGGGAAUAUGGCGACGUCACUUCUGAUGAGGAUAUGAUGGAACAUACCUUACCGGACUACCUACAAAGGCGGAGCGGCGUCUUUGAUAAAAAGAGGGAACAGUUGCUAGAGGCUGGGUUAAAGCUACCGCCCAAUUUCGAUGAUAUGGAAUUUUCAGAUGAUGAGCAGCUUGAUUCCCUGAUGGAGAAACCGGGCUUUUCCCAUGUGAAGCCGUCACGCAAGUACGAGGACAUCCAGUUGCCGUACUCGUUAGGCUUGAUACCCGCGCCAAUCGCUCAGUGGCUUCGUGAUUAUCAGGUUGAUGGGGUUAGCUUUCUUCAUGAGUUAUUCGUUUACCAAAAGGGCGGUAUACUCGGUGAUGAUAUGGGUCUGGGAAAGACAGUUCAAGUUAUUGCCUUUCUCACCGCUGCAUACGGUAAAACCGGCGAUGAGAGAGAUGCUAAGAGAAUGCGCAAGAUGAGAAGAAAAGGCGAAUCUACCUGGUACCCACGAACCUUGAUUGUGUGCCCUGGGACGCUUAUCCAGAACUGGAGAGAUGAACUUGACCGAUGGGGUUGGUGGCAUGUGGAUGUUUAUCAUGGAGAAUCAAAGGAUGCCGCUCUCAAGUCUGCUGCAUCCGGGAGGGUGGAGAUUCUAAUCACCACAUAUGUUACCUAUCGUUUGAAUCGAAGUGCUAUUAAUAUGGUGGAAUGGGACUGUGUGGUCGCGGAUGAGUGCCACAUUAUCAAGGACCGAAAAUCGGAGACCGCGAAGUCGAUGAAUGAAAUAAACGCGCUAUGCAGGAUUGGUCUUACGGGAACCGCCAUUCAGAAUAAGUAUGAGGAGCUAUGGACCUUACUGAAUUGGACGAACCCUGGAAGAUUUGGUCCCAUCUCCACCUGGAGAUCUACGAUAUGUGAACCGCUGAAAGUCGGGCAGUCUCAUGAUGCCACAGUUUACCAACUCAGCAGAGCAAGGAAGACUGCAAGGAAACUGGUAAACAAUCUUCUUCCAGCCUUCUUCCUGCGACGAAUGAAGUCUCUUAUUGCAGAUCAAUUACCGAAGAAAAGUGAUCGGGUUGUCUUUUGUCCUCUCACAGAAACACAGUCAGAGGCAUACGAAAAUUUCUUGGAUAGUGAUAUAAUUGACUAUAUUAAGAAUUCAUCUAACUACUGUCACUGUGGGUCAGGCAAGAAGGCUGGGUGGUGCUGUCGGAUGAUUUUACCCCAGGGAGGCAAAUGGCAGAGCUAUGUCUUCCCUGCUAUUUCAAAUCUUCAGAAGCUCAGCAAUCAUCUUGCAAUACUAAUACCACAGCCUAUGGAUCCAAAGGAUAAACAGGCAAAAGAUUUGGAAAUGUUACAAGUCGCUGUGCCAGACCGUUGGAGAGAGUUAUACCGUACGCGAGGCUCAAUUUUGAACUACUCGAAUCCAGAAUUUUGUGGGAAGUGGAAAAUUUUGAAGAAACUUCUCAAGUGGUGGCAUGCGAAUGGAGACAAAGUACUCGUCUUCUCUCAUAGUGUCCGGCUACUUAAAAUGCUACAAAUGCUUUUCAACCACACGAGCUAUAACGUGAGCUACUUAGAUGGGGCAAUGACUUAUGAGGACAGGUCCAAUGUCGUUAACUCUUUCAACUCAGACCCUCGGCAGUUUGUCUUUCUAAUAUCCACCAGGGCAGGUGGUGUAGGCCUCAACAUCACCUCGGCGAAUAAAGUUGUUGUUGUUGAUCCAAAUUGGAAUCCUUCUUAUGACCUUCAGGCGCAGGAUCGUGCAUAUCGAAUUGGCCAACUCAGAGACGUGGAAGUGUUCAGACUAGUGUCCGCGGGCACCAUUGAAGAGAUCGUCUAUGCCCGCCAAAUAUACAAGCAGCAGCAGGCAAAUAUCGGCUAUAAUGCCAGCACUGAGAGACGAUAUUUCAAGGGUGUUCAGGAAAAGAAAGAUCAAAAGGGGGAAAUCUUUGGUUUGGCAAAUCUCUUCGAAUAUCAGAAUAACAACAUUGUUUUGAGGGACAUCGUGAAUAAAACGAACAUAGCAGAAAGCAAAGCUGGCGUCCAAGUCAUUGAAUUUGAAAUGGAGGGAGAACAGACUCCUGAUAACCCUGACGGAGAGGAUGAAAAACCCUCAGCCUCUCUAGUGGACGAGGACGACGAUGUUGCAAUAAGCCAACUUGCCGCUCUAGUUCGUGGUGAAGCCGAUUUUCUUAAGAACUGGGGAGGUGAGGCUAACAAAAAACCCACUCCAAUGCUCAAGCACGACCCCAUCCAGGCCAUUCUUGCCGGCGCAGGCGUGGAAUACACACAUGAAAACACCGAGGUUGUCGGGCCUUCCAAAGUCGAAGCCCAGCUCAGCCGUCGUGCUGAAAUGGUUAAUGACGGAGAGGAGGUUGGCGAAGAACAAGUCUUCAGACCAGAAUCGAGAGACGGAAAUUCUACCAGCAUUUUUGUUCGUGGCAAGCAUGGACAGUCAGCUCGAUUCAAAUAUCAUCCUCCCCAUGACGUUAUGAAGCGCCAAUUCUGUAGCAUGGCUACACGCUACGGUUUCCGGGACGUGACCGAAUUUGCACUUACAGUCGAGGGUUUGACCCAAGCCCAGCGGAGAAUGUGGCUGGAGAAUUGGUAUAAGGAACGAAGGGAGAAAUUGCUUGGUGAUGGAAAGCCCAAGGAGCCUCGUGAGAUUACUUGA
Messenger RNA from Arthroderma uncinatum, 3063 nucleotides. RefSeq lists its product as uncharacterized. NCBI's taxonomy places the organism in Eukaryota, Fungi, Ascomycota, Eurotiomycetes, Onygenales, Arthrodermataceae. The coding region runs from base 1 to 3063 and encodes 1020 amino acids. The transcript is spliced from 2 exons. The record is from RefSeq and is a predicted model, not a curated record. Gene Ontology annotation, molecular function: ATP-dependent chromatin remodeler activity; ATP binding.